This is a messenger RNA of Neohortaea acidophila, 555 nucleotides long. RefSeq lists its product as uncharacterized. Lineage: Eukaryota; Fungi; Ascomycota; Dothideomycetes; Mycosphaerellales; Teratosphaeriaceae. The record is from RefSeq and is a predicted model, not a curated record. Bases 1 to 555 code for a protein of 184 amino acids. The transcript is spliced from 2 exons.
AUGGCCACCAAUGGAACCUCAAUGGCAUCCCUCGGACCACAUAUGGAUCGAUUCGAUCCCAUCUUUCUGGAGCAAUAUGGCGACCGCUGCGAGCCGGUCUGGCAGGCGUGCGUGGACUUCGCCCUGCCGCUGAGAAAUCGCAUGGAGCAUCGCUGCACAGUCACCGUAUUCUUUCUGCUGCUGCCUCAAGGUGCGUUUCCACUGAUCAUGCUUCUCGCAUCCAAACAUACUCUAAGAUGCUUUCGCGCAAGAGCCGAAAUUGACCUGCCUUUGGGGUUCGAUGGACGACACAUCAUGCGACUUGCUCCGCGCCACGGCUCUGCAGAGAUGUGGAGGCAGGAACAGACGCACUUUGUGAUGAGGGUUUUCAUGGCUAGCUGGGCUCACACGUUUUGGAUGAAUCCGCGGCACGACACCUCGCAAGAUCCCGUCCACGAGCCCCUGGUGAAUGUGGAUGUGAAGCUGGAUAGGCUCAAUCUCCGAGUCGACUACGGCGGCGAGGUCAUCGAGCAAGGAUACUUGGACUGUGUGGUCAUGGUCGUCACCGCCGUGUGA